Pleurotus ostreatus (oyster mushroom) is the source of this 2667-nucleotide messenger RNA. RefSeq lists its product as uncharacterized. NCBI's taxonomy places the organism in Eukaryota, Fungi, Basidiomycota, Agaricomycetes, Agaricales, Pleurotaceae. The transcript has a single exon. Bases 1 to 2667 code for a protein of 888 amino acids. Gene Ontology annotation, molecular function: protein binding. The record is from RefSeq and is a predicted model, not a curated record.
AUGCAAUGCAAUGUCCGAAAGGCUGCUAGUUUCUUCUCUAACCAGCUCUUCGUUUCUUCUCCACGUCAAUCCAUCCUUAGGAAUCUCGCAACGGCUACUGCGCAACACGCGCCAAUAGACGAGGCGCCAUGCAUGUCCAGUCGCGACAUCACGGGGACUCGUACAAGAUCGGCUGCCGCGCUUUCUCGAGCUGCAUGUCAAGCAAUUCGCGUUUCCUGCAAUACGGGCCGUCUGCAGGACGCUUUUCAUAUUUUAAACUCUAUCCGUUUCAAUAAGGCUGCCGCGGGCAAGGAGCCGAGUCCCCCUGGGGUUGGAAAGUUCGAGCCAAUUCACUUCGACAGGCCGGUCGAUCCUCGACCAGCUUCGCAUGCGCUGCUACAUGGGCUAAUCAGGCAAGGACUUUCGCAGAAGGCAAGCCAGAUGGCUACGCUCAUGAUACAAGAUGGCAUGAAGCUGCGGAGCGUUACGCUCGACGCCCUUACAACUGCUCUUUGCGCGGAGGCUUCGGCCUCGAGAGGUAUUCGAACCCUGCCAUCCAGACUUCGGCAAGGCACUCUUCCUUAUGUUCACCCUCUUGUCCUCAACUCCGCAGCACUCCGAAACGGGUGCCUGAGCGAGGCACUUCGAUUAAUGCAAAAAGCGGAGCAGUACCGCCAACGACGUUCGUCCAACAUGUUCGAGCGGCUUAUCGAAGCUUGUCUUCUCCAAGGCGAGAUACUAGUCGGUUCUUUGCUUUUUGUGUUGCUGGUAAAAGACUGGGAACGCCGUCGGAGUGUGGCGCUUCGAUUGGCUUCUGCGCAAUCACAAGAACACGAACUCCCAGAGGACCUAGUCGCAGAGCAUAUCCUCAUGCAUUCAGAAAACCUUACACCAACACCAAGAUUGCUCAACAGAAUCAUGCGCUCUAUCGACUCAACGCUAUCUCAGGAAUGCGUUGACUCAGAGACUAUCCAACCCGCGUUACAGGCCCUUGCCAAUAUCACGAACCUGCUAGACGAUCGCCGAUUACCUCUCACCAAUAUUUCAUCCCUUAUCCGUUCUUUGUAUCGAUGCCCGCGUGUUGACGACUUAAUAUGGAUUCCUGACAGGAAUGGCGGUCCACCGCGGCAAGUCAACGCCUACAAGUACUUCCACGCAACGCUAAAGCGCCUUAUUUCGGAUCUGCCAACUAGGCCCCUCAACACCAUACGUUUCGACCCCAAGUCAUCGAUUCACCCCAAAUUGCAUGAAUUAGCGGAGUACAAGACCGUGCUCCCGGCGCUGGACCUUCCUUCGUAUAAUGCCCUCCUUCAUUAUACACUCCGUCAUCGUCUCAGCCCUGCCAUGGCAGACCGAGUUUUACGCCACAUGACGGAGCAGCGACACAAACCAUUAGCCCCAGACAUAUCAACAUACAACGUCAUUAUUCGAUCCGGAACUCUUCUACGGAAUAAUUCGCUGGCUGAACGUGUUCUAGAGAUGCUUCGACGCCAGAAGGGAAACACAGACCACGGCAUCAUGGUCAACGCUCCAUGCUCUACCUAUAUCGCGAAGAAGGUCGCAAGUCGCAGACCUGCCACGAAAACACUUCGUUCGUCGCAGGACGAGCUUACGCUACCAUCGAUGUCGUCGCUUACCUCACUGCUGGCUAACGAACGUACCCUCUGCGCGUAUAUUCUUCACCUUGUUGCCACCGGGCGACCUGAAGCUGUUACGCAGAUUCUGUUCCAUGUUUUACCUGGAUUAGCGGCCAUAGAUCACCCCGCCAGAGCCCUAUCAGAGGCGAAUACAACCCGUGCUGUUCCCCAGAAAGUACACGACGGAGCCGCCCUUGGUCCGUAUUUCUUUACAUGCAUCCUACAUGCCCUGCGCAAGGAUGGUCGAACCGGGUUGGCUGAGCGUUUGUGGCUAUAUGCCAAGAAGGCGGAGAGGGCAAGUUGGGAUACCGCGAAACCGUGGUGUCUUCCCACCGCUGCUUAUACGAUCAUGAUUCAGUGCUACGGCGACGAGGCCAAGCGAAGUGCGUCCCGAAGACACGUACGGAGUGCCGCAGAGUCCGCCGCGCAAGGGGAAAAUUCGCUUCCUAGAAGGACUGACAAGGUUCUCGGCUGGGCGCGUUUUGCUCGCCGAGCGAGGGUGCACUACGAAAGCGACCGAGCAGCUAUGGGUUUGCAUAUGGGUCUAUUCCUUUUCAGAUCCAUGAAAGAUGCUGCUGCGGGUGUUUAUGAGCAGUUGAUGAAGCUCCCGAGCAGCCCAGACGUCGUCCAGUUGCAAAUGGAACAUCCUCAGCCGGACGCCAGGCUCUUCAACGCCGCCCUUCGUUUAUGCACCAUACGGAGAAGUGGGCGAAUGCGAGCGCGUUCCCCGACCCAUUACCGACGACGCCAUCGCUUCGCGACUUACUGGCUUGCUCGACUGGGUCAUAAGCAUCCUCAAUGGACACCUGCGUUACAGGAGGUCUGCGAGGCGAUGUCUAGUGCGGGCUAUUCCGUUCCCGUUGGUUUGAGGUACAUCCUUAUUGGGAGAUGGCCUGAAGAGAAUGGAUCUGUGGAAUCAGGGCGACAUAUUGUUGAUAGGCAGCCUUAUGCAUUUCCUCGACAACGUCGGCGUUGGCAUCCACUUAGGUUGUAUACCACAAAAACGAGGGGCUUGCCUCUUGGCCGCAAGGUUGUACAAAUAGCGCGAUAA